AUGGCGACGGAGGCGGCGCCGGAGUGGCUUGAGAAGGGCGACAACGCGUGGCAGCUGGCGGCGGCGGCGCUGGUGGGGCUGCAGAGCGUGCCGGGCCUGGUCAUCCUCUACGGCAGCAUCGUCAAGAAGAAGUGGGCCGUCAACUCCGCCUUCAUGGCGCUCUACGCCUUCGCCGCCACCAUGGUCUGCUGGUGCCUCUGGGGCUUCCGCAUGUCCUUCGGCGACCGCCUCCUCCCCUUCGUCGGACGCCCCGACUUCGCCGGCCUCGACAGCGCCGGCUUCCUCGCCGGCCAGGGCUUCGCCGGCGCCUACCCGGCCGCCACGCUCCUCUUCUUCCAGUUCGUCUUCGCCGCCAUCACGCUCAUCCUCGUCGCAGGCUCGCUCCUCGGCCGCAUGAACUUCCGCGCCUGGAUGAUCUUUGUGCCCCUCUGGCUCACCUUCUCCUACACCGUCGGCGCCUUCAGCGUCUGGAGCCCUAACGGGUUCCUCUUCAAGGCCGGCGUCAUGGACUUCGCCGGCGGCUACGUCAUCCACCUGUCGUCCGGCAUCGCCGGCUUCACCGCCGCCUUCUGGGUCGGCCCGAGGACGGCCAAGGACAGGGAGGCGUUCCCGCCCAACAACAUCCUCCUCACGCUCGCCGGAGCCGGGCUGCUGUGGAUGGGGUGGACGGGGUUCAACGGCGGCGCGCCCUACGCCGCCAACAUCGACGCGUCCGUCGCCGUCGUCAACACGCACCUCUGCACGGCCACGAGCCUCCUGGUGUGGCUCAUCCUCGACUGCUUCGUCUUCGGCCGCCCCUCCGUCAUCGGCGCCGUCCAGGGCAUGAUCACCGGCCUCGUGUGCAUCACCCCAGGAGCCGGGCUGGUGCAGGGCUGGGCGGCGAUGCUGAUGGGGCUCGUCUCCGGGAGCGUGCCGUGGUUCACCAUGAUGGUACUGCACAAGCGGUGCCGGAUCCUGAAGCACGUGGACGACACGCUCGCCAUCCUCCACACGCACGCCGUGGCCGGCAGCCUGGGCGGCCUCAUGACGGGCCUCCUGGCGGAGCCGCGGCUCUGCCGGCUCUUCUUCGGCGACGACCCGCGGUACGUGGGCUUCGCGUACGCGGUCAGGGGCGGGCGCGCCUCGGCAGGGUUUCGGCAGAUGGGCGUGCAGCUGGCCGGGAUCGCGUUCAUCGUGGCGCUCAACGCCGUCGUCACGAGCGUCGUGUGCCUGCUCGUCGGGUUGGCCGUGCCGCUCCGGCUCAGCGAGGAGCAGCUGGCGGCCGGCGACGACGCCAUACACGGCGAGGACGCGUACGCGGUGUGGGGCGAGGGCGAGACGUACGAGCAGUCCGUGCAUGGGAGCCGGCGAUACCAAAUGACGGCCAAUCCAAUGUCGUCCAAGGUUGAUGAGAUCAUCUGA
Hordeum vulgare subsp. vulgare (domesticated barley) is the source of this 1401-nucleotide messenger RNA. RefSeq names its product ammonium transporter 2 member 5-like. Gene Ontology annotation, biological process: ammonium transmembrane transport. NCBI's taxonomy places the organism in Eukaryota, Viridiplantae, Streptophyta, Magnoliopsida, Poales, Poaceae. Gene Ontology annotation, molecular function: ammonium channel activity. Gene Ontology annotation, cellular component: plasma membrane. The record is from RefSeq and is a predicted model, not a curated record. The transcript has a single exon. Bases 1 to 1401 code for a protein of 466 amino acids.